Molecule: messenger RNA, 1446 nt
Organism: Capronia coronata CBS 617.96
Lineage: Eukaryota; Fungi; Ascomycota; Eurotiomycetes; Chaetothyriales; Herpotrichiellaceae
Product: mannan polymerase II complex MNN10 subunit
Exons: 3
Coding region: 1-1446 (481 amino acids)
Biological process (GO): protein N-linked glycosylation
Cellular component (GO): Golgi membrane
Molecular function (GO): glycosyltransferase activity
Source: RefSeq, a predicted model, not a curated record
AUGUCGCGGACUCCCUCACCACUUCCUAACGGGAGUUGGACUGCCCAGGGACGGCUUGACGGCAACUCGAUGCCCAAUGGCGUGCACGCGGCGCCCAACCUCUACAGCAACAAUGACGAUCAGUGGGCUGCGGCCAAAGCCAAAAGUGCGCAUGUCAGAGGCUACCCGAGCAUCCAAACCAAAAACGAAGGGUUCUUCCAACGGUCCAGGCGGAAGAUCUCCUCUACACUUCCUGUUUUCAGCCCUUACACCCCGCUGUCGGCCAGUUGGAAAGACCCCGAGAAGUUGGGUCGGAGUCGGUGGUACCCAAGAGGAGGCGGCACUUUGUCCAAGGUUAAGACGUUUGUUGGGAAUGUCCUGCGCAAAUUCAAGUUUCUGUUCAUCAUCCUGUCCAUUGUGACUUUGAUCACGGUCGUCAUGUCCAAGACGAGUGUCCUGGUUAGAAUCCGCGGCAACUCCCAUCUCGGCGGCGGAAGCAAGUUUGUCAUUGUCCUCGGCGCGAAUGAAGGAGGUGGUGUCAUGGAAUGGAAAGGUCCUAGAGAGUGGGCGAUCGAACGAGACAGCAUCAAGAACAAAAGAAAAUACGCGGAUCGAUGGGGCUAUCAACUCGAGAUCACCGACAUGAGUACCAAGAAGAGAUAUGCACAUGAAUGGCGGGAGAGUUGGGAGAAAGUCGAUCUGGUGCGAAACGCCAUGGCUAGAUAUCCCGACGCCGAAUGGUUCUGGUGGCUUGACUUGAACACCUUCAUCAUGGAACCAUCGAUAUCGCUGCAGUCGCACAUCUUCAACAACCUGGCCAAAACCGUGUACCGGGAUAUCAACGUCUACAACCCUCUCAACAUCACACACCCCCCUCAGACCGAGUUCCUCGACCCCGUGGCACGAUCAGCCACAGGCGACAACCGGACCUCCUCCAUCGACAUUAUCAUCCCGCAGGAUUGCAGUGGUUUCAACCUCGGAUCUUUCUUUCUACGGCGAUCUCCUUUCACAGACCGGCUGUUGGACAUGUGGUGGGAUCCGGUCUUGUACGAACAGAAACAUAUGGAGUGGGAGCACAAGGAACAAGAUGCCCUGGAGCAUCUGUACGCCUCGCAGCCUUACAUGAGGACCCACUUCGCUUUUAUUGAGCAACGCAAAAUCAACUCCUUCCCUCCCGGAGCAUGCGCGGUCGAGCCGAAAGAGGGCGAAGUCGUCGAAGAAGGAAAGACUCUUCUGGACCCCCGUUUCCACUAUCGAGAGCAGGACCGCGACUUCGUGGUCAACAUGGCCGGCUGUGAAUGGGGACGAGACUGUUGGGCCGAGAUGUACAUGUAUCGCGAACUCAGCAACAAGUUGAAUCGAUCGUGGUGGGAAAAGUUCAAAGACUCUCUCAGCGGAGCGUGGAGGAGUGUCAAGACAAGCGUGUCCAGAGAAAAGAAGAAUGAUGUGAAACAGGCUCCCGGAUGA